UCGUGAACGCGCAAGAGCAGCAAUGGCCGCUGUGGAUCGGCGGAAUCCUAAUCUCGACGACUUUGUCGGAUUAAACUGGAGUUGUUGGGUAGAUGGAGUAAAUAUUUUACCAUCUGACGCUGACUCCAAUGCUGAAGGCAGCAGCAAAUAUUGGUCGACUCGCUGUGAAUCAAUGACCCUCAUGAAAGAAGAUAUGCACAUAUAUGGCCAUUGCCCUGCUCAUGAUGAGGUAUACCUAGUAGUGUGCAGUUACUGUGGGCAGGUGGUGAAGCCUCAGGCUUUUGAGAAGCACUGCGAGAGGCGACAUGGUCCUCUUCCUAAGAUCUGCAGCCCUUCACCUGCUGUUGCCUCUCAGUGGCAGCCUUGCCCUUCCUCGAAUCUCCACAUUUCUAGAGAAAAGCAGAAAGAUGGCAGAAUUCAGGGCGACAGUACCACCUCCUCAGCAGGUUUACCUGCUCACAAGCACAGGCUUACAAAGGACACAGUGAGUUUUUCUUCCAUGGAGAAGUUACCUCAAGAGACCCCUCCUCCUCACUCACUUAAGUCCUCCUCCACGCUGCCUCACCCCAGGGUUCCCCCCUGGCACUCAGGACCCCUGCCUCAUGGCCACUGUUCCUCCUCCACAUCUGUGCCUGAGAGACCCAUUGCACAGAAGCCCACAGCUGGUGAGUCCAGUCAGUGUCAGAGUCCUCUGCGGGGAACAAGAACCUACAGUCGGAUUAACAAAAAUAUUGAUGAGAAAGAAUGUGACCUGAACAAACACAGCAGAGCUCUGGAUCCAAAGAGGAAGAAGCUGUGCAGCCGGGAGCUUAUAUGCAAUACUGAUUCCAUCCAACAGCAGCAGAAGGCAUUAGGAAAGACUAAGACCUUUGAUCAGCUGGAAGCAGAGCCUAAAACAGGCUCAGCAGGGCGAAAUAUUGAGCAACUUCCUGUAAAAACAAAAGAAAAAACACAGCAUUCAGAGGCUUUUGAAGACAACAUAAAAACUCAGAGCAAUAAAUGCAACCUGAAGAGCAGCUGUCAUAUUCUCAGGUCCAGGGAUACAUCGGUAAGCUUUGCAGAGGAAGAUGGUGACAGCACGGUGGAGGUGGAAGUGCAGCCUCCAUAUCCUUUCAACCAGACUCUGCUCUCAAGCGAUGAAGAUGAAGAUGAAGAUGAACAGGAGGAGGCUGAAGACCUGCCAGCCACACCCCUGCACCCCAAACCUCUAGGGCUUUGUACUUUUGGAUGCCGCACGUUCGGCUGCAGCAUCUUCACCUUCGACCGGCGGUGGCACCACCUGCGGUUUGCCCUCAGUGCCAUGUUUGAGCACCAUGUCGGCACACACUUGUGGAAGAAAAUGGCACAAGUACCAAAAGGUCUCAGGUCACAUCAUAAUACCCCUCAAAUCUCUGGAUCACCCAUCAGGACAGGAGCCAGACUUCCCAAAUCUUUCCAUACCCUCAACCUUGAUUCUACCUCAUUUGGACAACAGGAAGCAAAACUCAGUCAGAGCUAUGCUCACAGUAAGAAACAACCUUCCUCCAAUUCCCCCGCAAGCCUCAGUCCUGGACGACCCUGCAGCAAUGCUGUGAGGCGACCCAACAGGUCUCAGCUGAAGGAGGCGGAGCUUCUGCAUGAUGCAAACAGCGAGGACAAAUCCUUCAUACACAUCAGAGAUCCCCUCUUUCAUGAGAAGGGUCAGCCACAUGCCCCUUCCUCUGAUGGACCAUUAAACAGGUCCUUCCCCUUCAGACAGAACUUGUGUCCUCCUCAGCAGACAGUAAUGGAAAGUGGCCGCACUGGUCACGCCCAAAAGAGAAAAAGCAGAAAUGAGUCGAUGCCACUCAGUUCAUCAGCAACAACAACCUCUAAAUAUAAACGCUUGUCCCCCCCGUCCUGUUCCAAACUCCUGGCCUGGAAGUGAGAGAUUAACGGCGAUGCUCACACAGAGCCAAAGGGAAAUAUCCAACACCCAAACAGUACAAAGACCAGCAGACAACAGCAAAAUAUAGAGCGUACUAUCAAUGAUUUUACUGAUUCUGCUAUUCCACCCCAUCAUGAGAUAAUGGUUCUUAACCUUCACUUGUUUCUUUGUUUUUGUUUUGUAACAGCAGUAAAUGAAUGAGAGUUGUUGUUGGCCCCUCAUCUUCACAGUUUAUUAAAAGGCCAGCCUUAAAAAGACAUCAUAGAGAAGAGGCCAUCUGCAUCAUGCAGCUGUUCCGUGUGUGUGUGCGUUGUAUGUUUGGGUUCACAUUCAAUCAUGUUUUCAUGAUGUCAUGCACAGACAUAAGGAAGAAGUAUUUCUCUGUUACUGUAUUGUUUUUAAAUGGCUUAUUUUUCUACUUGACAAAAUGUCUCAGUUAAUAUACAGCCUGUGUAAAGAAAGAAAAAAUACCUCAAUAUUCUUUUGUGCUGCUAAAAUGGAAGUAAUUUUUUGAAGAAAUAAUAAAAAAAACAUUG
Cheilinus undulatus (humphead wrasse) is the source of this 2442-nucleotide messenger RNA. RefSeq names its product ataxin 7-like 2b (gene atxn7l2b). The transcript has 9 exons. The coding region runs from base 23 to 1906 and encodes 627 amino acids. Lineage: Eukaryota; Metazoa; Chordata; Actinopteri; Labriformes; Labridae. The record is from RefSeq and is a predicted model, not a curated record.